CGGGAAAGAGGCCCUCGCCAGUCGGUAACCAAUGGCACGCGGGUGCGCACACUCGUCACGUCAGCGCGCCGCGGGCACGAACACGUGGUCGCGAGGUCACGUGGUCUGAGAGGCGGCACGUGAACGCGAGGAGAUGACCGCCAGCUGACGAAUAGCGCUUCCUCCCGGUGUUCUUUUUUUUUAUUUUCCCUUCCUCGGCGACGGAGGAGGUGGCAUGAUCGUGAGGCACAACUACCCGUCGAACGGCGUCGGCGACGAUGACUAUGACCGCUUCCAGACGUCCUCGGGGCCUCCGCCCGCCCCCUCGCAGCUGCACCACCAGCAACAGCAGCAACAGCAGCAGCAGCAACAGCAACAGGAGCAGCAACAGCAGCCGGCCAUGUCCAAGGCGGAGCAGCGCAGGAGCAACAAGCCCAUCAUGGAGAAGCGACGGCGCGCCAGGAUCAACCACUGCCUCAACGAGCUGAAGACUCUCAUCCUGGACGCCAUGAAGAAAGACCCGGCGCGCCACUCCAAGCUGGAGAAGGCGGACAUCCUGGAGAUGACGGUCAGGCACCUGCAGUCGGUCCAGAGGCAGCAGAUGACGGUCGCCAUGGCGACCGACCCGGGCGUCAUGAACCGCUUCAAGUCGGGCUUCAGCGAGUGCGCCGGCGAGGUGAGCCGCUUCGUGAGCCGGCUGGAGGGCGUCGACGCCGGGGUGAAGCAGAGGCUCAUCGCGCACCUGGCGGGCUGCGUGGCGGGGCUGCAGCAGCUGUCCUUCCCCGGGCUGGGCGGAGGUCUGCUGGCCAACCCCGAGGACGUCAACAACAACGGCGGCUCGGCCACGUCCGGGCUCCGGGUGUCCGGGGGCCUGCAGCUCAUACCCAGCCGGCUGCCGACGGGGGAGCUCGCGCUGCUGGUGCCCAACAGCAGCCAGCUCCUGAACGGGGUCCUGCCGUUCUUCGCGUCGGAGGACUCCCCCGGCCUCCCGGCCACGCCCAAGAACGGCGUGCUGAGCCCCGCCGGGACGGGCAUCUCCAUGGACCGGUCCCACCCGAGCGCCUUCACGGCGGUCACCAGGACGAGGCAGGCCGUCUCCCCGCUGCCUUCGUCCUGCGGGCCCGACUACACCUCCUCCAGCGACGACGACGAGGACGACGACGAAGACGACGACUCCGUCAUCUCCGACACCUACCUGAGCCCCAACUCCCCGCCGGCCGGCAGGCUCGGGGGCUACCCCGGCGCAGCCCACCGCCAGGACGACAAGCCCCAGCCCGUGUCGCACCUGAAGCUCGCGCCGAGCGCGGGGUCCGGCUUCAAGCCCUACCACCAGGCGGAGUGCAGGAAGCCGCAGCAGCAGCCCACGGUGACCUCGUCCACCUGCCCCGAGAGCUCACCCGAGGCGAGCAACCUCCACAACCCCCCGGGCGACCAGUUCACCCAGGUGAGGCUGGAGCUGAAGACCAUGCCCGUGUCGUCUAACCUGCUGUUCCCGGACCUGACGGCGAGCCUCUCGUCCACGCCCAUGUCGCAGACCGUGUCGUCGUCGACUCCCGUCCAGCUCCCGCUGUCCGUCAUCACCUACAACGAGAAACCACACUGCGGCGAACCCCCCGCACGCCAAAACACUGACAAAGACCCGCUCGAUUUUUCCUUCGGCAAAACGGAAAACAGCGCGCCGCUCCAGGCGGUGGCGUGGCCGCAAGCGUGCGAACCGGUCAAGAGGAGGCACUUGACGCUUGGUUUCGACGAUCAGGUGAGCCAACCAUCCCCGCAGUCCCCGCCAAACUUCUUUUUCCCGACCAAAAUCCCACGGCUGGCUCUGGACACGGUCAGCCGCCACAACGCUCCACUUGUUUCUGGUGGCGACACUGACGAAAGAACUGCGACAGAUGCUCGUGUGCAGCACGCUGGUGAAGGACUGACGCCAUUUGCUGAAGAGACUGCUGCUUCCUCUAGCUCGCACGUGAAUGGCUCGGAGGAUUUUUGUAACAGGGACAUGUGGAGGCCUUGGUAGAAGAUAUUUCAAAUUGUGCUGCAUGAAAUUUUUUUUUUUUGUUUAGUGGCUAUUUGUCAUAUCAUGAGCAAUGUUUUCCAGUGCCAAUGUGAAAAGUGUGAAAGACAUGUAGAGUAACAUUUAUAAAAAUAUUUUGUUUUACAAGAUAAAGCAAUGUACAGUUUCCAGAUGCACAUACAACUAAAGUGAAACUCCUAUUUUUUUUUUUUUUUUCAAUAUUGUAUUCUUUCAUUAUUGUACAAAGUUCUGAUAGAGCAUGGUACAUGUUAAAUAUUUCUUGAGUGCCUUUUGAAAAUAAUCUAUGAAUAAUGAAUAUAAAAAAAGACUUGAUAUUAUGUAACUAUUUUGACAACCAAAGUGUGUAAUUUUUGUAUAUACAAGUAUAUUUUAUAAUAUUUAAUAAACAAACAUUAAAAA
Molecule: messenger RNA, 2413 nt
Organism: Bacillus rossius redtenbacheri
Lineage: Eukaryota; Metazoa; Arthropoda; Insecta; Phasmatodea; Bacillidae
Exons: 3
Coding region: 215-1996 (593 amino acids)
Biological process (GO): anterior/posterior pattern specification; regulation of transcription by RNA polymerase II; regulation of neurogenesis
Cellular component (GO): nucleus
Molecular function (GO): DNA-binding transcription factor activity, RNA polymerase II-specific; RNA polymerase II cis-regulatory region sequence-specific DNA binding; protein dimerization activity
Source: RefSeq, a predicted model, not a curated record